CAGGAAUACAAUCCAACAAAGGUGUUCGAAAGAGUUCCAUCAAGUUCCAUCAAGUGCCAAAGUGUAGGUAACUGCACCUUGCCUUCCACAUGCGGUGGGAUACUUGCAUCUCUGUUUUACUGGUCGCUGCAGCCGUCGCCGAGACAUUGUGCAAUGACGUGGCGUCAGAUCUACCCAUCGAGAAACGCGAGAAAAGACAGCUUUCUCUAGGAUCUCUGACGCAAACACUGGGAGGAUCGAAUCGCCGUAACAGCAACAGCAACAGCAACAGAGGACGUACCAGGACUUCAGACCGAAUGACCAAUAGCGAUUACAGAGAUGAACAGAAUACUCCAGAUCUCCACGCAGGAGAUAAUGCUUCAGGGCGGCAGAUACUCGGCGUGCAAGCCCGGCCGUUGAGCACCGGAACCUUGAACAACCUUGGUGGAACCAUGGGGAUAUCGUUGGGCAUCCAGACCGGCGGACUGGGAAUUUCAGGCAACGUUUUAGGACUUGGCGGUGGAACACAGAACUCUGGGUCAGGCGGUGGAGGACAACAAAACUCGGCGCAAAAUGAUCCCUACAACAACAGGCCGAAUUACCAGGCACGCCCGCAACCGAACGGAGGUCAAGGACCUCAGGGACCAGAGUCAGGUAGACCUCAACCCGGCGAAGGACGGCCGCCAGGACACCAAGGGCGGCCGGGCAAUAAUCCUCCAGGUCUCCAAGGUGGGAGACCACCGGGAAGACCCAACCAAGGAUUUGGACCAUCGGGAAGACCUGAGGAUAGACCUGGGAGACCUGAUCAAGGAUUUGGGCCGCCAGGAGAACCUGGAGAACGACCUGGAUCGUAUAAUAAUGCGAGACCAGGGGAAUCGAAUGGCUUUCAAAAUUCAAGACCUGGCGAUGGGGGAUCGGGACAACCUGGUGGACGACCUGGGGAGAGACCUGGGGAUUAUCAAGGGUUCCAAAAUGGAAGACCUGGUGACGAAACGCAAGGAUUACAAGGAGGGGAAUAUAAUAAUAGGCCUGGAGAAUCGCAGGGUUUUCAAAAUGGAAGACCUGACCAGGAUAGAAUUGAAACAUCAGGGCAACGAUUACGACCUGGUGAAGAAACUCAAGGUUAUCAAAACAACAGGCCCGGUGGUGAGUCGCAAGGACAACGUGGGCAAAACGUUGACCAGCAACGUCCAGGGCAGCAGAAUUAUAAUAGACCGAUAACUGAGAACAGUGGUAACCAAAACUCAAGACCAGGACAAAACAACGCAGGGAGACCUGGAGAGACUACAAAUAGCCAACAGAACAACGGAAAUAAUGCUCAACAGUCGGGGAGCCAAAACCGUGACGAAGAUAGAAUCAACCCUUACAAUGCCGUAUCCACCGAGUCACAACCGCAGUCAAACCAAGGACAAGGGAAUAAAAAAUGUCGUGGAAACCAGUACACGUGUCAGAACCGAGAGUGCGUCCCGAGGAACGCCCGAUGCAACGGCAUCAACGAAUGCCAAGAUGGCUCCGAUGAAAACAACUGCUACUCAGGACAAAACCGUCCAGACCAGGGUUCAUCUAGCGAUUACACCACAGCGGCACCAACCGGUUCGGCACACCCUAGUGCCACAAGUGGUUGCAUUCUGCCGGAACAACCAACGGGAGGGCGGUAUGAACUUGACUCAUGCAAGAGACCAUGUGUGCCCACCCCAGGAUCUACAGUCGCCCUCAGCAGCUUCCUAACGUACAGCUGUAACGAGGGCUACAAUCUGAAGGGCAACAAUGUUUCUUUUUGUCAUAACAAGGCGUGGUACCUGCCCCCAACUUGCGUCAAAACUUGCUCACCGCUGAAAUCGAACAGCGUCGAUAUUAUCUGCAAGCUUGACGGUGCGAUCGUUUCCUGCGAAUCCAACAUCUCGCCGGGUACCAAGGCUACAUUAGCCUGCAAGCAUUCCUACAAACUUCCACUCGCAGAUGAUCCUGUGUACAGGGAUCUAACUUGCCUUGAAGAAGGAGUCUGGGACCGUACCCUGUUUCGUUGUCUGCCUGAAUGCGGAACGGCAGUGGCACACGGAAAUACUCUGAUUGUCAACGGUUUUACGGCGAAACUUGGCGUUUUUCCUUGGCACGUUGGGAUUUAUCAGAGAACCUCGGCCGGAUCUUACAUGCAAAUAUGCGCCGGAACCUUGAUCAGCCCUGUCCUCGUUAUAUCCGCUGCGCACUGUUUCUACGACGAUACUGUCAACGAAGUGGAAGAUGCUAGCAAUUACGCUGUAGCAGCGGGUAAACAUUACCGAUCUUAUAACGCGCAUGAAAAGUACGUGCAGAAGUCUAUGGUAAAAAAAAUUGAUGUUGCAACGAGGUACUACGGAGCCAGCGGGAAUUUUGCCGAAGACAUUUCUUUGGUGCAUCUGGAGACCACGUUCACUUUGUCAACAUUGGUCCGUCCGAUUUGCAUGGAUUGGGACAACAGAUACGAGAGAGAACAGCUCCAGAGUGGAAAAACUGGAAAGGCCGUGGGUUGGGGCAAAAACGCGGCAGGAGUUCCGAGCGAAGAGCUUCAAGAGAUAAACUUGCCCUUUAUCCCGUACCAACAAUGUGUAUCUGCAGUUCCAGAAGAGUUCAAGGGUUAUGUCACAGCCGAUAAAUUUUGUGCUGGUUACUUGAACGGAUCCAGUCUUUGCGAGGGUGACAGUGGCGGUGGAUUAUGUUUCCAACUCGAUGGUCUCUGGUACCUGCGUGGUAUCGUUAGCGUCAGCCCCGUGUCCCAAAACACGUGUGACAAUCAUUAUUACACAGCGUUUACGAAUGUUGGACGUUUCCGCGAGUGGAUACGCGCUGCCUAUAUUAGUGCAGUAUGAAUAUAACCAUACAAUUAGCAUGUUUUUUCACGAUCUAUUGUAUAGUCUUCUAUCCAUCUAUGGUAUCUUCAACCCAGGAUUAGUCGCUUCUGCAGGAAUCGAUUGUUUAAAAACAAUUACUCACUGUUUACUUUACAACCACGGAGUAAAGGGUCGUUCAACUACCCUUACGUAACUACAACGACUUUCUAGACCAGUUAACCAGCUCCUGGGUGCGACAAAAUUCACUUUUCAAUAACUGAAUUUUACCCUAAUUAUAUGUACAAUAUUUUGACGAUAAUGUUUUAUUAUUAUAUAUCCUGAAUUAUUUUACACUCUGACGCAUAUAUAUCCAGCUACGUUUCAUUUCAAGUAAAGCAUAGAAGAGAGCGUGGCAAAUUCACCGUUUAAGAUCACUCAAGCACGGAUUGGAGUCGUCCUAUGCAUGUACAUUGUACAUAUAUAUGUAACAGGGUGCACCGAAAGUACUAGGACCCCUGAGUACUUUUUUAACGGGUGCAGACAUCGACACGAACAUUUUGGAAGGGUGUGCAAUACCUAACCAGACUUAGAGGGAUGGAUGGAAAAUCUUAAACGACGAGGAGGAGCGAGUAACGGCUAGUUUCAAAGACCUUUUUGAGCAGAACAUUCGCACCAAAUUUGAGACUGAUUUGUUUAGUGAAUCCAAAAUAUAAGCUCUUAAGGCCACUCUAUAAGCUAUUCCGAAGAAAGUAAUAGUUUUAAUACCAUCGCAUUUCAAUGGCUGAAAUUUGGUGAAGAUGCUUUGUUCGAAAAGAUCUUUUAAACUAGCCAUCACUUGACCCCUGUUCGUUCUAGAUUUUCAUCUCACCUCCCACAUCCCCCCCCCCCCCCCCCCGCAUGUGGAGGGAUUUACCAAUCUCUCCAAAUCGUACCUAUUUGAUCCCAUACAUUAAUCCCUUCGAAUUUAAUUUCAAUAAAUGCACCCGUUUGAACGUUAGUCAGGAAUUCCAGAACUUUAGCUCACCCUGUAUAUAUUGUUUACCAAAUACAUUGUAAAUGAUCAUUAUAGUAGUUACACGUUCAUUCCUAUUCAAGUGCAUAUAUUCUACUUUAAAACACGAUUCCCCCUGGAUCUAAUGUAGAUACAAAACACGAGAAAAAAUCAAUUAACGAACUGUGUGUAUAACUUGGAAUGUUUUUAAUCACGUGUGUUUUUAAAUAAAUAAUAAUGUAUCCAAAUUUUAAUAGAGUGA
Molecule: messenger RNA, 4039 nt
Organism: Diprion similis
Lineage: Eukaryota; Metazoa; Arthropoda; Insecta; Hymenoptera; Diprionidae
Exons: 10
Coding region: 90-2825 (911 amino acids)
Biological process (GO): proteolysis
Molecular function (GO): serine-type endopeptidase activity; protein binding
Source: RefSeq, a predicted model, not a curated record